CAACCGGCACCGGCAACCCACCGCCACCAGUGAUAACUGUCAACCUAAAAAUUCAAAUUUCAAUUUCAAUUCAAAUAAAUUGAUACAGAACAAUAUUUACAAAAAUUAUACCAAAAAUUAGGUUAAGCAAAGAGGCCCAUCUUAUAUUCUGCAGAAUAAAAGAUAAAUUAUGAUCCUGCAACGGUACCUCGUACAAGUGUCCAAAAGAUGUUUUACCAACAACUAUGUUCUUCAAUCAAAUCUUAAACAGUCAUACUGUGAACUGAGACAUAGAUACAGUAGUAAAGUCAAAGACAGACGGUUCACUGAUAGACAUGAGUGGGUUAUAGUAGAAAAUGACAUAGGCACAGUGGGAAUUAGUAGUUAUGCACAAGAAUCUCUGGGAGAUGUGGUCUUUGCACAGCUUCCUGAUCCAGGCACAGAAGUAAAAGAAGGCGACGAAUGCGGAGCUCUAGAAAGUGUGAAAGCAGCUAGCGAAAUAUACUCCCCAGUUAGUGGCACUGUUACAGAGAAGAAUCUCGAAGUGGAGAAGAAACCAGCUCUGAUCAACUCAUCGUGCUAUGACCAAGGCUGGCUGUUCAAACUGAAGCUAUCUCAACCUGAUGAGUUGAAGGAACUCAUGACUGAGGCGGACUAUGACAAGUUUUUGAAAUCUGACGUAGACAAGGACCACUGAUUUGUUUUGUUGAAAUUUUUUUUGUUAUUUGUUAUUAAGUAUGCAUGUUGUCGUUUAGUCAUGUAUUAUAAGAUAUUGACUUGAA
Messenger RNA from Bicyclus anynana (squinting bush brown), 761 nucleotides. RefSeq names its product glycine cleavage system H protein, mitochondrial (gene ppl). Gene Ontology annotation, biological process: glycine decarboxylation via glycine cleavage system; protein lipoylation. The transcript has 3 exons. The record is from RefSeq and is a predicted model, not a curated record. Lineage: Eukaryota; Metazoa; Arthropoda; Insecta; Lepidoptera; Nymphalidae. Bases 170 to 676 code for a protein of 168 amino acids. Gene Ontology annotation, cellular component: mitochondrion; cytoplasm; glycine cleavage complex.